AUGGCUUUGGUUAAAUACAGUGUCAAGUGUAAUAAAAACAAAAUUGAUAAUCGAACUAUUGUAGCUAUAGGAUGGAUUUCUUCUCUUAUUGCUUUGGGUCUUGUCAUUAUUAUCCUUGUUGGUCUUGUUUCCAAAAAUGGUCUUUACCAACUCUAUUUUAUUGACAUUGACUACUCAUCUGUUACUCCAACUGACGUUAUCAAUGCUAUUAUCGCUUCUCCUACUACCACAUCAACAGCUGCAUAUUCAACGUCUACUACUGCAACAACGACUGUAGAUACUUCCUCAGUUUCUACCAUUCUUCAAACUUACAUGGCUACUACGUUUUCUUAUCCUAAUUUGCGCUCUCAUCUUUGGACUUUUUGCUAUGGAGUAUCUGAUUCAUCAGCUGCAACUACCACCCUUUAUUCCACUUACUCUUCUUCAGAUACUUCUCUGACAACCAAGGGAAUGACAUGGUGUUCAACUCCAUCUAUCAAGUAUGCUCUUACUGGCCCUAAUCUUAUUGCCGAUCUCUUAAAAUAUGCUGGUGCUUCAGAUGAUUAUGCAACUCUUGUAACUAGUGCUUAUAACCAAAGUCCUGCUGUUGAGGGUGUCCGCAAGUACGGUAUUAUGAUACAAGCAACAACAACAGCUUCUCUUAUCUGCUAUCUUGUUGGAGCUAUUGCUCUAUUUAGUGCUUUUGGGUUUUCCCUUACUGCUUUCCGAAAUAUCAAAUACGACAAAGCAGCUUUUUGGCUUGGUGUUGGAGCUGCAUGUCUUAUUACCAUUGCAACCUUUCUUAUUACGAUUACCUCAUCCAUCUACAUUAAGGCUAUUAAUGAUACUUUUGGUUCCACUGUCAACACAACAUUAGGCAAAGCUUUAGGAGUAAAAGCCAAAUCAACUGUAAUAGCUAUGGUGGUGGUUUGGAUAGCAACUGUUUUCAGUAUAACUUUUGCUGGAGCUUGGUAUUACAUGUGCUUCUUUUUUGACAAUAUGCGUGGUUGA
This is a messenger RNA of Magnusiomyces paraingens, 990 nucleotides long. RefSeq lists its product as uncharacterized. Gene Ontology annotation, biological process: fungal-type cell wall organization. Lineage: Eukaryota; Fungi; Ascomycota; Dipodascomycetes; Dipodascales; Dipodascaceae. Bases 1 to 990 code for a protein of 329 amino acids. The record is from RefSeq and is a predicted model, not a curated record. Gene Ontology annotation, cellular component: cell cortex of cell tip; plasma membrane. The transcript has a single exon.